AUGUCGCUGUCUUUCAGCUCAUACAACGAAGAGAAGCCGGUAACUAUCGUCCUUCUCCACGGAGGCUUUACGUGUCGACUUGAGUUUGAGCACGUCAUACCGUACCUCUCUGACUUCCAUCUCCUUCUCCCCGACCAACCCUUGCAUUCCGCAUCACGCCACAUCACACCGGGCACAACCGAAAAUUCGGCCCGGCAUGUCGCCCAGCUUAUCCAAGAUCACGCCCAUGGCGGAAAAGCCCACGUCGUCGGGACCUCAAUGGGCGGCUACGUCGGUCAAUGCCUCGCACUGGACCAUCCUGAACUCGUACUAUCGCUCUAUGUCACAGGUGCUGCUCCGCUUGUGCCUGGAAGACGCUUAUUUAUGGCGCGAUGGACCAGAUUCACUUAUUAUUCCAUGAGGCUUAUCCAUUGGCUUCCUGACUGGGUAUUCCGGUACCAAGCAGCUGGCCUCAACCUCAGUGACGAGUUGGUCGCAGCGUUGAGGGACAACGUCACCUGGGAGCUGGUCCGGGACAUGUUCCCGUGGAUCUUGACCUUUACUUUAGAUCAUGUUCGCGCGUUGAAAGUCCGGACUCUGUCUAUCGCAGGGGCGAAAGGGGAUGACGUGCCUAUGAUAGAGAAGACGGCCGAUGCGCUGAGGAGCAGGAGGACUGACGAGGGUGAGCCGUGGCCUGAGGAUGGAUCAGGAGCAGUGGUGAUUAGGGAGGCGAUGCAUGGGUGGGACAUGCAGCUUCCAGAGCUCUUUGCCCAAGGGGUGUUGGCUUGGGUCAAGGGGCGGAGUCUACCUAAAGAGUUUGAGAGGGUUUAG
This is a messenger RNA of Thyridium curvatum, 810 nucleotides long. RefSeq lists its product as uncharacterized. NCBI's taxonomy places the organism in Eukaryota, Fungi, Ascomycota, Sordariomycetes, Thyridiales, Thyridiaceae. The record is from RefSeq and is a predicted model, not a curated record. The coding region runs from base 1 to 810 and encodes 269 amino acids. The transcript has a single exon.